AUGAAAGUUUUCCUUGGUGUCAGCUUCUUCCUGGCUUUCUUGGACCCAGGGACCUCUCUUCAGUGUGAGGUUUGUCACAGCAUAGGAAAAAGUUGCUCUGGCCCCAUGAAAACCUGUAGUGGCAGUGAAGAUACCUGUGGUGUUAUUCUGCACGAGGUCAUGAUGGGGGGGAUGGCAAUCCCUUCGUCCAUCAAAACCUGCCUGCCAUCCAGCAUUUGCCAGAUUGGCCCUAUCACCAUGAACUACGGCAAGGUAAAAGCAAGGAGCCACUUGGCUUGCUGCACAGGUGCUGACUGUCGAACGAUCUCUGUCUCAUUGCCACCAGAGGACAACAUACCUAAUGGAUACCAGUGUCCCGCCUGCUACAGCGUGGACUCCUUCCAGUGUGGUAACGAAACCGUGAACUGCACUGGAUAUGAAACCCAGUGUGUUGACCUUGCUGGGUUAAUGAAUUCUGGUGGACUGUCUCUGAAAGCUGCCAUGAAGGGUUGCACUACCAUUUCUGAAUGCAAUAUUGUAGGAGAUGGAAAAAACAAUCUGGGGAUGAUGGACAUAAAGUUAAGACGGUUCCAAUGCAAACCAGCUUCUGUUUUGGCCAGAGUGACUUCUGGGUUUGCCCCUCCAGAUGUCCUCUUCCUCCCUGUACUGUCAGGAUUCAUCCUGGAGAAGGUACUUUUCUGA
Messenger RNA from Opisthocomus hoazin, 681 nucleotides. RefSeq names its product phospholipase A2 inhibitor gamma subunit B. Gene Ontology annotation, molecular function: phospholipase inhibitor activity. Gene Ontology annotation, cellular component: extracellular region. Lineage: Eukaryota; Metazoa; Chordata; Aves; Opisthocomiformes; Opisthocomidae. The record is from RefSeq and is a predicted model, not a curated record.